Messenger RNA from Bombyx mori (domestic silkworm), 2092 nucleotides. RefSeq names its product 15-hydroxyprostaglandin dehydrogenase [NAD(+)]. NCBI's taxonomy places the organism in Eukaryota, Metazoa, Arthropoda, Insecta, Lepidoptera, Bombycidae. The record is from RefSeq and is a predicted model, not a curated record. Gene Ontology annotation, molecular function: oxidoreductase activity, acting on the CH-OH group of donors, NAD or NADP as acceptor. The transcript has 6 exons. The coding region runs from base 183 to 1004 and encodes 273 amino acids. Gene Ontology annotation, cellular component: cytoplasm.
UUGUUAGAUUAAUUUAAUGUAGGUACACGGGUAUUACUUGCGUGAACAGAAACAGUUAGUUGAUAAUAAACACUAUCAAGAUUAUAUUCACUCUAGGUACCUAUACGAUAGUUGAUUACAGUAUCUUUUGAAGCAAUGAAGCAUUUAUCUCAUUUCUGUUACUUAUUUACGGAACGUUGAAGAUGUCGCACGAAUGGAAAGAUAAAGUAGUUUUUAUAACCGGUGCUGCAACGGGCAUCGGUGAAUCUGUGGUCAGGAUAUUAUUAGACGAAGGAGUUAAGCAUAUAGCGAUUUUGGACAUCGCGGAAGAAGCCGGACAAUCGUUACAAGCUGAACUGAAUUCGAAAUAUGGCAACAAAACGAAGUUCUACAGGUCUGACGUCACUGAUGAAGAGCACUUCCUGGGAAUCCUUAACGCUGUAGUUCAGGAGCAAGGCGGCAUUGAUGUAGUGAUUAAUAAUGCCGCCCUCAUGAACGACAGUAUUGGCAUUUACAAAAAAGCCAUUGAGGUCAACGUGACCGCCUUAAUAACAAGUACAUUAAAAGCCAUUGAGAUAAUGGGGAAGCACAGCGGUGGUAAAGGAGGUACAGUUAUCAACGUUUCUUCGGUUGCCGCUUUGACGCAAUCUCACGUUAUGCCAAUAUACUUCGCAACUAAAAGCGCUGUGCUGCAGUUCAGUAAUUGUAUCGGUAGACCGGAACACUUUUCGAAAACCGGGGUCCGAGUACUGACAGUGUGCUUUGGUGCAACAGACACCGCGUUGUUGACCGACGAGAAACUAGGCACUUUUGAUAAGUACUUAGAAUCUUCAUGCUUGGACCAACUAAAGAAAGGCUUCAUAUUCCAACGCAAAGAAUCCGCAGCUCAAGGCCUCGUUGAUUCUUACAAGAAAGGUGAGAGUGGCAGUACAUGGCUCGUUGUAAAUAACUUGCCGGUUCAAGAGAUCAGCGGGUCGGUCGCCGAAGCCUAUCAGAUUCUUUCUCAGAAUGUUUAUAGACUUUAAUAUCGGUAUUGCAUUUUUUGAGGACUCGUAUAUUUAUAAAACAGGAUGAAUUAUUAUGAGAUUUUUUUUAUUGCUUGUAUGGGUGGACGAGCUCACAGCCCACCUGGUGUUAAGUGGUCACUGGAACCCAUAGACAUUUACAACGUAAAGGCGCCACCCACCUUGAGAUAUAAGUUCUAAGGUCUCAAGUAAAGUUACAACGGCUGCCCCACCCUUCAAACCGAAACGCAUUACUGCUUCACGGCAGACAGGGUGGCGGUACCUACCCGUGCGGACUCACAAGAGGUCCUACCACCAGUAGAACGUGUGAUCCCUAGCUUGUACUAAAAGCUUAUUAGUUUAUAGUACUUUAUUCAUUGAUUUUUUUUGCAUCACACGCAAAUGAAGAACCAGUUAGUUAGGCGCGUAAACAAACUAACCAAUACCUUAAGCCUUCGUCAAACAGAACGCGUACUUAGCGCCGCGUACUUAACGUCGCGCUCUUCAAAUUGACUAGAUGAGUCUAACGCUCCUUGACACAACGCAUUCGCCAAAUCAUAGUGCCUUUCGAUAGCAGUGUGAAAAUUUAAAAGUAUUAAAAAAUCGAGUGAUUUAGAUGUGGCAUUGUAUAAGCAUGGGUAUUUUCUAACUAUUUAUAUAAUUUUUUCGGGCAUUAUCUAGUAUUUUAAUACACAUUCACUCGGACACUAAAAUAAAAUUUGUAAAAAAUUACAACGCCUGACGUCAAAGCGUCCUAACGCCGCGACAGAGCGCUGCGUACUUAUAGCGCUGGGGCUUUGUUUGACGGUAUGUUACCUUAAUAGUACAACCCAUCACGGCGUCAUAGCGCUGCGUCAGUUUAGCGCUCUGACGCGCGCUAAUUACGCGUUCUGUUUGACGAAGGCUUUAGAUAUAUUUGCGAUCACGAGAGAAAAGGCGUUUAUUAGGUUCGCGUUACAUUGCGGGGUAUGAAAUAAGAACAAUCAUUUUAACUUAAUCAUUGAAAAUUAAUAAUGCUUUUUAUUCAAGUUCAGGCAGAGAUAAUUGUGUAAACGAUUGUGCAUAUUGAAUAAGUCUUAGAUAAAUUGUAAAUAAACGUAUCUUCAUUA